Messenger RNA from Hyaloscypha bicolor E, 1062 nucleotides. RefSeq lists its product as uncharacterized. The transcript has 4 exons. NCBI's taxonomy places the organism in Eukaryota, Fungi, Ascomycota, Leotiomycetes, Helotiales, Hyaloscyphaceae. Bases 1 to 1062 code for a protein of 353 amino acids. The record is from RefSeq and is a predicted model, not a curated record.
AUGGCGAGCUACUUCGAUCCUUCGGCCCUGACCAUCUACGAUCUCAGCCAGCAUGACACCGUCACGCAAGGCGUCGUGUUUAAUAAUCUUGUGUGCAUGGCUGUAGUGGUAUCAGUGAUCACACUACGAAUAUAUGUCCGACAUUCCAUAAAGCAUGCUGCCGGUUCAGACGAUUAUUUUGCUGCCGCCGCUGCCGCAUCUGCGAUAGUCCUGUCAACUUGCUGCCUCUUCGCUGCGGCUCAGGGCCUGGGAAAGCAUAUCUGGGACCUUGGUAUCGACAGCUCGACCUCUUCUCACAAUGCUUCGCUGCGUAUCAGCAUUCCACUCUACAUCUGCUAUCUCAGCUACCUCGCUGCCAACACUUUCAUCAAAUGCUCCAUCCUUGCGUCCUACUAUAGGCUCUUUCCCGGCCAGAUGUUUCGCAGAUUCUUAUUGGUUCUUGGUGGCUUGGUGGCGGCGACCUGCGUUUCCUCCAUUCUCGUUGGUAUCUUUGAGUGCUACCCGGUAAAGAGUUCGUGGGAUUGGUUCAGCCCAAGGGAGAAUUGUAUCGACAUUCUUCGAUUCUUCGUCGUCAGCUCCUGGAUCAGCACUAUUACGGAUAUCAUUAUAUGGUGUUGCCCUUUCCCACAGUUCUUCAGAUUACAGAUGAAGCCAAGACGCAAACUCCAGCUCAUUCUCCUUUUUGGUGCAGGUGCUUUUGCCUUCGUUGCUGGUAUACUCCGUCUUGCCCGGCUUGAUGGGCUCCGCUCGGUAGACAUUACAUAUACUGGUGUGUCUCCGAUCAACUGGUCGGUGGCGGAAGUCAGCACCGCAAUCGUUUGUGCGAGUGUUCCGAGCUUGCGGCCCCUGGCAGUACGCUUCUUCCCGUCGUCCUGGCAGAGUGGCCCCGUCUCUUCUCCCGAAUCGGCAGGACCGCGUGUGAUGGACAAGGCAUCCGGAAGCUCGCGGGGUGGAAGUCCAUAUUGCGGGCGAAACAUCUAUUUGGACGAUCUGGAAUCACAACAAUCAACGUCACUGUACUCAACCACCCCUGACAGAGCAUUACGAGGGUAUCGGAUGUAG